Molecule: messenger RNA, 4267 nt
Organism: Saccostrea echinata
Lineage: Eukaryota; Metazoa; Mollusca; Bivalvia; Ostreida; Ostreidae
Product: ecdysone-induced protein 78C-like
Exons: 8
Coding region: 371-1798 (475 amino acids)
Biological process (GO): regulation of DNA-templated transcription
Molecular function (GO): nuclear receptor activity; sequence-specific DNA binding; zinc ion binding
Source: RefSeq, a predicted model, not a curated record
UUUAGCAAUGCAUUCUGGGUACAACAGAUGAAUAAGUUGACGCCAUGUUAAAAAAUAAUUUGCAUACUUUUUGUUUUGAGGUGAAGUAUUGAUGGUCUAUGACAAUUUGAAAAGACACAACACAGAUCGAUGCAACUUGAGAACUUCAGGACACAAUGGAGAUGCUUUGAUCACUUUAACUGUGUGUCGUUUGUUUAUGGCGGCGACUGAUCAUAACGUUGACCUACUCCAGGCAGAAAACAAAAUCAGCUGAUCCCUCCAAUGGAUACAAAUAAUUAGCAAGAUUUGUGACAAAUGAUUAAUGGUUUUGAACUAACUUUUGUUUACUAUAGAUGACAAGACUCUCUCGGGCUGUCGGUCGCCAGGUGCUAUGGACGCGGGAGACAGGGAGCAAGCUUCUGGCGGAGAGUCAGGACCGCUGACCAUCGACGAUUUACCGGCUUUUUACAGCUCUGAUGAGUUGGAGCAGUUGGCGGGUCAGAUUUCCCAGUCUCUGGAGCAGGAGCAGUCAAAGGAGCAUCAUGGAGUAUUUCCUGUUCCGGGAUUCCAGGAGGUUUCCUCCUCGAGACGAGUGGCAGCAGAGGCACGUUCGUCAACCAUCCCCACUCCCAGCUCACCCAUACACAAGUCAGCUGGAAAAGAGGAGCAGGCUGGGAACAUUCAGGCUGCCGCUGACUCCAACAGCCAGAAACAGUACGUCCCGUGUAAGGUGUGUGGAGACCGAGCCUCCGGCUUCCAUUAUGGCGUCACUUCCUGUGAGGGGUGUAAGGGAUUCUUUCGCCGUAGUAUACAGAAGCAGAUUGAAUACAGGUGUUUACGCGACGGGAAAUGUAUGGUGAUACGUCUUAGUCGCAACAGAUGUCAGUAUUGUCGAUUUAAAAAAUGUUUGGCUGUGGGCAUGUCCAGAGACUCUGUUCGUUAUGGUCGAGUUCCAAAGAGGUCUAAAAGUCAGGACGACAGUAGCGUGACCUCCACAGAUUGCAAUAUGGACCAGUCGGCUUUGGAGAAUAAACAGCUAGCCAUCUACGACAUCAUCUUAAACAUCUCCCAGGCCCACCACACAAACUGCCUGGUCACUGAAGAUAGAAUAAAGAACCUCAGAAGAAAGCCCUCCUCACUGAUGCAACAGAUUUCCAUUCCUUCCACACCCGUUCAGUUCAGUGACGAGGAACUCGAGGCCCAGAAAUUGUCCAUGUGGCAUUGUCUGGCUGGCUUCAUCACCCCCGCCAUUAACAGUGUUGUGGAGUUCGCAAAACGGGUCACAGGUUUUCCUGAACUAAAUCAAGAUGACCAGCUGAUUCUGAUCAAAUGUGGAUUCUUUGAGGUCUGGUUAACAAGAAUGGCGAGGAUGUUUAACAAAACAGAAGGAUGUCUCACGUUUGAGGAUGGUAGUAUAAUACAAAGAGAGGAAUUAGGAGUCGUCUUCUCGCCAGACUUUGUGAGUUGUAUGUUUGACCUGGCCCAGAGUUUGAACCAGUUAAAUCUGAAUGACACCGAGAUCGGUCUCUUUUGUGCCAUUGUUCUGGCCACACCAGAUCGAAAAGGGUUGGAAAAUCCAAAAGCUGUAGAAACUAUUCAAGAUCGCUUGAUUGAGGCUCUAAAGCUGCAGAUCUGUAGAAAUCAUUCAACAGAGGAGAACUUGUUUGGGACUACAAUAGUGAAACUUCCUCAACUAAGGACACUGGGCGUCCAACAUAACGAGAUUCUGGAGUGGUACCGCGCUCAGUGGAACAGAGUGAGGUUACCUCCCCUGUUCUCGGAAAUCUAUGACAUCAGCAAACAUGAAGAAGACAUGUGAACUGUUCAAUUAUCUCGGGGAGACUUCAUCAAGUUUUAGUUCCUGUCUAUAAGUCAGUUAAUUUUGUGUUAUUUUACUUACAUGUUUAGAAGAUAGUUUAUUUGUUCACUGUUAAGUUUCUUUUAUAGCUAAUGCUAGUGUCUUUAUAAUGUGUUUUCAAAGCUUUUUGUGAUCUUUUAAGAAUAUUCUUCCAUUAAUCAUUGUAUGAUGGUGGUGUUAUUCAUCAUGUGUCUUACUGUGCUUACUUGUGUUAUUUAGUCUCUUUAGACCAGUCUGUGAGAGAUACGCUUAAGCUCUGUACUCCAGGUAUACUUCACACAUACCAACAAACGUCCAAAGGCGAAACACCUGAUAUCUAGUGUAGGAAACAUCAGUAGAGAUAUAUACACACAGAGAUUUGAUUUACUUCACACAUAACAGCAAACAUCCAAAGGCUCCAAGACAGUUCUGAAACAUCUAACAUUUAGUGUAGGAAACAUCCAAAGGCUCCAAGACAGUACUGAAACAUCUGAUAUCUAGUUUAGGAAACAUCAGUAGAGAUAUCCAAGACAGUACUGAAACACUUGAUAUCUAGUGUAGGAAACGUCAGUAGAGAUGUAUACACACAGAGAUUUCAAGUCUCUUGUUGAAUGAACUAAAUUAGUAGCCAUUUGUUUGUUUACUGGGAAAUUUGGCAUGCUGCUUUAUCACUUAUUAACGAACCUUUAUACAUGUUAUAGCUUAGUAACAGAUUGGAUAAUGGAGCAGUAAUUCAGUGGAUAAUUUUUUUUUCUAUCUUUUGUAUAAACACUAGUCAGUGAUAAAAGUUCAAAUAUUAAAAUUAAGUCUUUCCCUUCAGAAUCAAAUAUUUUUUAAAAAAACAGGAACUUUCAAAUAUUGAAUUUUAAUUUGAAAUAUGUCAGUGAUUUCUUCAACAGUGUUCAGCAUUAAUGUUGGAGAUUUGACUGAAAAACUAAGUAGACACACACCAAACCAAACCAAAAAAAUUAGCCACUUCAGGGUUUUUUUGCAUAUGAAAGUGAGCAUUUUUCAUAUAUGUGUUUUUAAUCACACACACACACACACACACACACAUAUAUAGUUUUUUUUUUGUUUUGGCAAAGGAGAUAUAAUUUUUGCUUUAAAAGCAUUAAUGUAAUCCUAUGAGAGAUGUCCUCAAUAUAUAGUAAAUAUAUCUUACACAUUAUGUCACAGAUCAUAUGUCCAUUUGUGUUAUGUUUGUGUCACACCUUGUGCUGAUUUCUUUAUUUUUAAAGAAAAGACCAGGCCAGUUGCUUUUUACAAUUCUUUAACUUUCAAAAUUUUAUUUUUUCCUCCAGUGUGAUUGUUUUGUAUGUAUAACCCGUAUGAUGCCACCAGUUCACCAAUCUUGUCUCCUACAUGUACAUGUAUUAAUAGUCUUACACAUUUUUAAAGUUUUGGUUUUUUUUUUUAUUACUAUUACUACAUCAUCUAUGAUGGUAGUGAAUUCAUGUAUGUACCAAGAGUGGUUGUCACUUACCAUUACCAAAUAACCUGUCUUAUUAUGGUAUGGCACUGUCUGUCUGUCUGUCAAUCAAGCUGUGGACACUUAAGUUUUCUGGACUUAUCUUAGUCAUAUUCUGGGGUAAGAAAUUAAAACCUGGCAUUAUAACUUUAUAUGUGUAAUAUUGAGCUCAUACAGAACAAGUUUGUGUUAUGAGGGAUUUUGCCCAAUAAUAGACUUGUGGCCCUUGGAAAUUAUUACAAGUCAGUUUUCCAGAUUUGUUUGGCCAUGCUUUGAGAUUCUGAUUUCUUAGUUGUUUUAUCAAUAAUGUUAAGAGAUCAGAUUUGAGUUUUGGGAGAUUCUGUCUGAAAUUCUUUAAAGAAUCCCUGUCUUUAUUUAUACAUGUAUUAAGAAUAAAGAUAUUUUAUCAGUGGCCUUCUGUAUAGAACCUAUAGGUGCUUAUCAAGGUUGAGAGUAGAGUAGGAUGUUCAAAGACAUGCUGGUAAUAAAUAAUCACUAAAAUGUAUCAAGAUCUUCUUUGAAACUAGAUAUAUAUAUAUCCUUGUUAGUGGCAAUUUAUUUUUGAAAAAUAUUUGAUUUUUUCACCACAAUAAUUCUGAUUUAUAAAGUUAUGGCACUUAACACUUUUUAUUGUCCGUGAUGAUGUAAGUUUGAGGACUAGACAUACAUUAGACCAUUGGGAGUAACCUGGUUUUUGGAUCCAAUGUAAAUUAACCAUAAUUGAUAGUUUUGUAAUAUUGAUGCAGGCUAGAACCAGACAACUUGUGUUAUCCAUAGAAAGGACAAGAUAGGCUAAGACCCCUUUUUGGCCCCUGGUUUUGGGUGUCUUUCAGAAUGAUGCAACAGUUUAUCAACAGAAACCUGUUGUUACCCCUGCCACAAAAUGAGUAUUGGUUAUGGGAAACACAGAGGUCACAGGAAGGUCCGAAAAUAUGUCAAUUUCCGAAUUUUCUCAUUUUUAUGCAAAUUUUCAUCGAUUUUAC